Molecule: messenger RNA, 2053 nt
Organism: Terrapene triunguis (Three-toed box turtle)
Lineage: Eukaryota; Metazoa; Chordata; Testudines; Emydidae
Gene: FAM133B
Product: family with sequence similarity 133 member B
Exons: 11
Coding region: 104-856 (250 amino acids)
Source: RefSeq, a predicted model, not a curated record
UUGGGCUGUGGGAAGAGAAACCGAGCUGGGCCUCGCCGCCUCCUGCUCUCGAGUUCCCGGCCAGGAGCGCGCGGCGGAGCCGAGGCGUCUGUGCGGCGGCGCCAUGGGGAAGCGGGACAACCGGGUGGCUUAUAUGAAUCCUAUAGCCAUGGCCAGAUCACGAGGUCCUUCCCAAUCUGCAGGGCCAACAAUACAGGACUACCUGAAUAGACCAAGGCCUACAUGGGAAGAAGUGAAAGAACAACUAGAAAAGAAAAAGAAAGGAUCAAGGGCAUUGGCUGAAUUUGAAGAAAAGAUGAAUGAGAAUUGGAAGAAAGAACUAGAAAAACACAGGGAGAAAUUAUUAGGUGGAAAUGAGAGUUCCUCCAAAAAGAAAGAGAAAAAGAAAAAGGAAAAGAAGAAAUCAAAUAGGUUGUCUUCAUCUUCCUCUUCUUCAUCAAGCUCUGAUUCUUCCAGCAGUUCAUCUGAUUCUGAUGAUGAGGAUAAGAAACAAGGGAAAAAACGGAGAAAGAAGAGGUAUCGCUCCUUGCGGAAAUCUUCAGAAAGCUCUACUUCUGAUUCUGAAUCAGAUAGCAAGGACAGCACAAAAAAGAAAAAAUCAAAGGAAGAACAUGAAAGAGAAAAGGACAACAAAAGUCUUAGUAGGAAAAGGAAGAAAAUUGAUCGUGGGAAUGGACCUUUAUCAUCUGAGUCCUUAUCAGAGUCAGAUCCUACAGAGGAGGUACAAGUGAAAAAGAAAAAAAACAGUGAAGAAAGAGAGAAAGUAACAGAUAAAACAAAAAAGAGAAAGAAGCACAAGAAACAUGGUAAAAAGAAGAAAAAGAAGACGGCUGGUUCAAGUUCAGAUUCAGAAUAACACUUAAAAAUCAAGCCUGUCCCUUCAACAAAAGUGCAAUGACUAAAGGAAACUUCAACUGUGAAAAUUAUCGCAAACUUUACCACACUGCAUGAGUUUUCCAGUGUUUUAGAAAUAUUACUAGACUUUCAAUAGCCAGACAGGUGCUAAUGUGCCCGAAAAGUCCAUUGUUGUUGCCUGCUGCUUAAUACCUGGGAUACAAUUUUUUUUUUUUAAUUACAGUAGCCAGUGUUAGUUUAAAAUCAUAAGAGAGGGUGGUCCAGCUAAUAUGUAAAAUAUUAGGAAAUAGAGUGCAACCUUUUAGAUACUAAAAAUAGUGUUUUAACCAGUUAGUAAUAUAGUCCAAUUUUUAAAUCUGCAGAAAUAAAAUCAAAAAUUCAUCUUGAAGAGGAAUAUAACACAAAACUAUUGAUACUUGCUGACUACUAAUGCCAUUUGUGAAAUGGGAAUAGAAUAGUAACAGUUUUAAAGGUUACUUUUGUAGAAGUAUUUAUGAUGAUUUUGCCCUUUAUUUUCUUUUGGGAAUGUUACCAUUUUGGCUAGCUGAAUUAGGGUGCCUUUGAUCCUUGCAAAAUCUAACUAUUUUUAACAGUACAACAGCUAUAUUUCCUAGGGAGAUCAGAACUGGUAUCAGCAGGUUUUCCUGAAUAAACAAUUCUGGGCCUCUAGCAUGUACUUUUUCAUUAAGUAAGAGCAGUGACACACUGCAGAAUAACUUGACAUCCAAAAAUUAAAGACUUUACCUCCACUAAUUGAAAUGAUGCUGAAUACUGUGCUAUUAAUAUGCAUUAUAUCAUUUAAAGUAAUUUUGAGUUUAAAUGAACAUUUUUGGCAAACACUGGUAGCUUUUUUCCUUUGCAUUGCCAUUGAGAUAUUUAGAAUUAUUUUGUAUGUUUUGUACCAUUUUUAAAUAACGUACAGGUUUUCAGUUGUAACUAGUGAUUUAUUUUUUUUAUGAAUUAUGUUCCAGGUGUGGAGUUUCAUGUAUGUAUUUACUUUAUUCUUAUAGUAAGUUCAUUUGCUGUGAUAAAAUGCACACUUGCUGAAAAUAUUUAGCAUGUAAAAAGCAGGGUUUUGAUAUCUAACAGCUUCAUAUUGAAGCUGAUUUUACUCUAAGCAAGUUCAGUGGCAGACCUGUUAUGCGGAUGUGUCUUGUUAUAUAAAACUACUGCCAGAAUCUCAGUAAAGAUACUCUAA